Molecule: messenger RNA, 3030 nt
Organism: Durusdinium trenchii
Lineage: Eukaryota; Dinophyceae; Suessiales; Symbiodiniaceae
Source: the annotation of a GenBank genome assembly
CAACAAGAUGUUUCGAAUGAGCCCACCAAUGAGAUCCUGACCGCCCUUCGCCAGUUGUUGGAUGAGCGCAAGAAGCGCUCCACUGGGAGCGAUGCAUCCUGGAACAGCAGGCAGGGGCCUGAGAAGCAUGUCAAGUGGCGCGGUGGAGCAGCACCAUCUCCACCAGCAUGGAAGCCACAAGCAAACGACCUUAGAGCUUUUGCCCGUUGGGAGCGUCGCAUUGAGAUUUGGCGUUUGCAAGUUGUUGCAUACAUGCCUCCACAAGAUGCAGCGUUGAUGUUGCUGACCUCCCUGACGGGGGAAGCUGAACUGGAAGUUGAACACCUCGAUCUCCAGAAGGUUCACCACCGCAAUGGGAUUCAAUACAUUUUGGACACAUUGCGUGAGCCCCUACAGCAGAAGCAGUUGUUUCAGAAACGCACAUUGUUGGAUUCUUUUGAGAAGCUUUCGCGUUUUCCCAAUGAGAGUUUGAGGCAAUAUAUCAACAGAUAUCGUCGAGUUGAGAAGGACCUCGAGGCCAUUGGGAUUUCCAGCUCCAACAUGUACGACUCUGAGAGCAAAGGAAACAGACUGCUGGAAAGAGCGCGCUUGGCACCCGAUCUUCAAAGAUUGGUCAUGAUUGCUGCUGGCAACAGCUUGGAGUACGAGCGGAUCCAGGAGGCCUUGAACCUCCAGUUUCCAGACUUCAAGCCGGCACCAGCUGUUUUCCAGCGAGAGCGUGACAAUGCUUCGAGACCUCCACCUUCAGGUAAAGGAUCAGCAUUCAGUUCAAGUUCAUCGACUGCAGCCUCAACUUGGUCCUCAGCCAGUUCACGACCCUCAUCCAAAGGAUUUGGGAAGCAUCAUCCCAAAAGGGCAUUUGUUGCAGAGCAGGCUGAUGAGCUGGGUGACAUUCCGGAACAACCGGAAGAUGAGGAGCCAGUUGAUGAUGAUGGUUUCUAUGAGGCCGAAGAAGAGCCUGCAGAAGCCACAGUUGACAAUGACAAUACAGAGGAUGCACCGGAAUCCGAGAUACAAGAUGCUGUUGCUCAGUUAGCCGACGUGCUCACGGUGACUUCUAAGAAGUUGCAAAGUACAGUUCUUGGCCGCAAAUUCACCGGCCGACCUCGCACCAUCGAUGACCGGAAGCGGACUUCAACUUGCAGUGCUUGUGGACGUGUCGGACACUGGCACGGAGAUGCAAUUUGUCCGCAGAGCGGUUCAUCGAGUCAAGGCCAUGACAACAAAGGCCGUGGCAAGAGCAACUCCGAUGGCAAAGGAAAAGGACAGCAGCAUCGGGGUAGCAGCAGCACUUCUCAACCCACCAAGCAGGCGUUCAUGGUGCGUUUCCCCGACUCCGAUGAACCCGAGAAGGACUUUGACCACCACACCUCCUACUUUUCGUACACCACCUUCUUUUUGGGCAAUCAACCAACCACCACCUUUGUCACCGAGGUGAUUGAUUUUUCCGGAACAAUGAUUUUGGAUACUGCUUGCCAGCGAGCUUGCUGUGGAAACUAUUGGUUGAGUCUUCAUUCCAAGAUUUUGUCCCACCACCGCCUCACGGUCAAGAAUGUGGAGACCACCGAUUUGUUUCAAUUUGGCUCAGGUGGCCCGAAGCGCAGCACCUGUCGAGCAUACCUACCUGCAUCACUACCAGGCCAGGAGACUCAGGGUUUGCUGCUAGGUGUGAACGUGUUAGAUGCUGAUAUUCCUUUUUUGGCUAGCAACACGAUGUUGCAGAAGCUUGGAUGUGUCAUUGAUACUGCACAGUGCAUUGUUGUGUUUACAGUUUUGGGUGUCACACUUCCUUUGCACUUCAAGCACGGCCAUUGGGCAGUCAGCAUUUGUUCAUUUCCUUCGAAAGUUCAUCAAGAUGUUUGUUGGAAAGAGUUGAGCCGUGCACACGUUUGGCAUGACCCGGAUCCAGAAGUUGUUUUUCCAAGCAAUUCGAUCACCGACCAGCUUCGCCUUCCCAUGCUCGGUCUUCCACCAGAAUGGAUGCAAGCUUGGCGAUCCCUCGUGAUGAAAGUCAUGAUGCUGGAGUUCCGAGCUUUGCGAGCGAUGGCUCGCCUUGUGAAGUUUGGUUUGAGGCCACGCCGUUGGAUGACGGCUUGGGAGUUGGAGGAGCUGAAGAAGGACCAUGCCAAGGACAUGGCACUUCAGACCAAGACCACACCGCCUCAGCCAAUGUCGACAUGCACCCAUCCGGAGUUCCGCCGUUACGGCAACAAGCACGGGAGCUACGCCCAGUGCAAAAGGUGCAUGGCCAGGUUCCAGUGGAAUCCCGACGAGGGAGGAUGGCUUCAACUGGGCGGGGACUCAUCCUUGCGAUUUACACCCUUGCCGCUACCCUCCUCGGACAACAUCAUUUGUCCGGUGACAGGUUUGGACGCCAUCCAGUACAAGCAGGGAGCCCUGGCCAAGUCGACGCCCAAAGCCAAGGCGAAGAGCAAGAAGUCCGCAACAUCCUCGAGCGCUUCGAACACCUCUCGGACCAUGAAGGGCAGUGGAAAGGGCAAGAGCUCGGUGCCGACCAUCCACCUUCCUCUGCAAGACGAUCAAGCCGUGUGGACCCCGGAGGAAUGGGAAGCUCAUUGGGAGCAGAUUCGGGCCGACUACCACCCGAACGAUGUGAUCAUGCCGGACUCCGACGAUCCCGACCAGUACCCGGACGAUCAGGACACUCCGAGGUGUCACUACUUCGACUUGCAACAUUGUCCAUGCCCUGUACCUCUCCAGAGGCUUGAACCAGUGUGCACAGCCGAGAUGGAGUUCCCAGAUGGCAACUAUGGAACCUACACCUAUGAAUGGAAGAGCUCACAGCCUCCCAAUCCCGUACAGUGGACUGGCAGAACGGUCUUCACGAUCAUCACCCAGUUCAACAAGAACAGCCUGACCUCGGUGAAGAACAGGCGUAAGCUUCUUGAUGAGGUUCGUCGAGCUCUCCGUGUCUAUGAGAUUGAGUAUGUGGCCAUGGAUGGCUUGAGAGAAAAGCGGCCAGUGUCUCAGGUUGACGUCUUUGAGGUGCUGGACACGAGCUGUCUGUGA